Messenger RNA from Fusarium oxysporum Fo47, 769 nucleotides. RefSeq names its product cytochrome P450. Bases 254 to 769 code for a protein of 171 amino acids. Gene Ontology annotation, molecular function: heme binding; iron ion binding; monooxygenase activity. The transcript has 3 exons. Lineage: Eukaryota; Fungi; Ascomycota; Sordariomycetes; Hypocreales; Nectriaceae. The record is from RefSeq and is a predicted model, not a curated record.
CUACUUUUCUUGCUCUGGCUGUUAAAACAUAAAAGUCUGGAUUCCAAUUAUCAAAAUAUUUCCUGAAGCUUAGUGGGAGGCUUGGCUCGAGUAAGCAGAUGAUGCCGUGGGGACUGGUGGGAAUGAUAGCGGUACCAUCACUACACUCAAUCAGAAUAUAAUGAGGCCGACACCGAACUUUAUCGCCUGUCCCGGGUUUGGCCUCUACUGAAUAUGGCCUGGGGAGUCAUUGCCCUCAAAAGCUGACCCAAGGAUGACCAAGUAUGGAUCUCCUAAGCCCAUUGCUGACCAUGAAUUGAGUGUUGCUACGGCCAUUGCAACCGCUUCGGAGAAUAUUCUUAUGCUUCCCCCCUACCACGCUGGCUUCUCUGUAAUGCUGAUGCCGUUUAAGAGGACUCAAAUUGCGGCAAAAUCUUCCGAAUACUAUAGGACUGAUGUCGGUCCUCGCCCGCAAGGUAAAGAGCUGAACAAGGGGGCACUAUCACAGGAUGACAUCCGUGGAAACACCUUCAUCAUGCUAGCUGCCGGACAGGAGACUUCGGCAGGUGUGCUUCAGUUUAUCUUGUUGGAACUGGCAAACAACCCAGUAUCGCAAAGAAGUCUUCACGGUGCCAUUGACGAGACAUGUGGUGAUGGUGAUCCAUCAUUGUGGGACUAUGAAAACCUGAUCAAUCCCAAGAUGGUCAGCAUGUUGGGCGCUUGUAUUGACCAGACUCUGAGAAUGACGCCUGCGGUUGUCGAAAUUCCUGAAGCAGUGCCUUCGAAAUAG